UCAUGUUUGCACCCAUUUCCUCUUUCAAACAACCAAGACACCCACACCAAAGCUCAUCUCUCUCUCUCUCUCUCACACACACACACUUUUAGUUUUCAUUCUUCAAAAAAAUGGCAGGAAAACGGUUUUUCGAUGAGUCCGGUACCGACCCAGAUCACCCAAAUGGAAAACGAAAGAGAUCUAGGCCUUCUUUCGCUUCUGUUAUAGGGGAAGUGGUUAUGGUGAAUUGCUUGCAGAACUUCUGUGCAGCCUUGGAGCCAAUGCUUCGAAAAGUGGUGAAUGAAGAGGUGGAAAAUGGCCUAAGGAGAGGUGCAAGAUCAAUAACUAGGUCUCCCUCACUCCGAAUUCAAAAACUUGAACCCUCAAGCUUAAAACUUAUAUUCAGCAACAAACUUUCGCUACCGAUAUUCACUGGAAGCAAGAUUGUCAACGCUGAUAACUCUCCUCUCCAAGUCCUCCUUGUGGACACAACCGGCGAUCACUUGGUUCCAACAAGCCUUUCUUAUCCCAUAAAAGUGGAGAUUGUGGUUCUCGACGGUGACUUUCUUCCCGGAGAUAAUGACACGUGGACGAGCGAAGAAUUUGACAAGAGUGUUGUGAGGGAGAGGACCGGGAAGCGACCUUUGCUCACCGGUGAGUUGCAAAUCACCAUGAGGGAUGGGCUUGCACUUGUUGGAGAAAUUGAAUUUACUGACAAUUCGAGUUGGAUUCGGAGUAGAAAAUUUAGGGUUGGUGCGAGAGUUGUUCAUGGUAGCAGUCAAGGUGUUAGGGUUCGUGAAGCCAUGACUGAAUCUUUCGUUGUCAAAGAUCACCGCGGAGAAUUGUACAAAAAGCAUCACCCACCCAUGCUAGAGGACGAGGUGUGGAGACUUGAGAAGAUUGGAAAAGAUGGAGCUUUUCAUAAGAAGCUAGCCUCCAUGGCCAUUAACACUGUCCAAGACUUCUUGAAGCUCUCUGUUGUUGAUCAAAACAAACUUAGAAAGAUACUAGGACUUGGGAUGUCAGAGAAAAUGUGGGAAGUAACUAUAAAGCAUGCAAGAACCUGUCUUUUGGGCAACAAAUUAUAUCUAUCUCGUGGAGGCAACCACACCAUCAUCUUAAAUCCAAUAUGUCAAGUUGUUAAGGCUGAGAUUAAUGGCCAAACAUACCCUACUCGAGAUUCCAGUACUACCAUGAACAGGGCUUAUAUUGAGAGUUUGGUGAGAGAUGCAUAUCUGAAUUGGAAUUCUUUGGAAGAAUUUGAUGGGUUUUUGAAUGAGAUCCCACUGUUAACUCAAGGUGAGGUGGAGGAGCAAUAUUCCAGUCAUCAUGAGAGCAUGGUAAGAUCGUGUCAUCAACAUUCAUUUCUGACCGAUGGAUCCACGGUGGUGGCCACUGUACCAAGCAAUGCACACAUGGAAUGCAAUGAUUGGCUAGUUAAUUCAACACUCUAUUGCAGUCCACUGGAUACAGAUACUUCUGGUGUUCGUUAUCACAUCUCAGACUCUUCAUCAGACGGUGAUUUAACUCCCACAAGGUCUUUCAUCCACCACAACUAAUCUCAUAUCUCAAAUCAGCCCCGUUAUAGAUCACCCAAUCAAACACAAAAUACAUAUAAAUAUAUAAAAAUUUUAUGAGAUUUCUUAGCGAAAUUCAUAUUAAAAAAUCCCAUAUAUUUAUAUAUAUUAUGUGUUUGAUUCUGUGAUUGAUAUCUACAAUAUAUAUAGUGCCGUAAUAGUCGCCCAUCUACUGUAAAAUAUUGUGGCUAGGCAUAAGAAAGGCACAAAAUGAGAGGUCUCAACUCUCAUCUAUAAGUUUUGUCUAAUAUGUAAUAUUUUUUUAAUUUUUAGAUUGAAAUUUACUAUGUAAUAUGAACAGAAGAUGUUCA
Molecule: messenger RNA, 1867 nt
Organism: Camellia sinensis
Lineage: Eukaryota; Viridiplantae; Streptophyta; Magnoliopsida; Ericales; Theaceae
Source: RefSeq, a predicted model, not a curated record